AUGCCCAAAGUCUUCCUGGUGAAGAGGAGGAGCCCGGGGGUCUCGGUCCGCAGCUGGGAUGAGCUCCCGGAUGAGGAAAGGGCAGACACCUACAUCCCAGUGGGCCUGGGCCGUCUGCUCCACGACCCCCCCGAGGACUGCCGCAGCGACGGCGGCAGCAGCAGCAGCGGCGGCAGCAGCAGCGCGGGGGAGCCUGGAGGCGCCGAGAGCAGCUCGUCCCCGCGCGCCCCCGAGCGCGAAAUCCCCGAGCCCGGCGAAGCCGAGGGCCCGGGCGGACACCUGGCGGCGAUGCAGCGUCCGGUCGCCAGGUCGAAAAUCAAGUUCACCACAGGCACGUGCAGCGACCCCGCGGCCCACAGCUGUGAGCUGUGCGGCAAGGCCUUCCGCCUGCAGCGCAUGCUCAACCGCCACCUCAAGUGCCACAACCAGGUGAAGAGGCACCUGUGCACCUUCUGUGGCAAGGGCUUCAAUGACACCUUCGACCUGAAGAGGCACGUCCGCACGCAUACAGGCAUUCGCCCCUAUAAAUGUGAUAUCUGCAACAAAGCCUUCACCCAGCGCUGCUCCUUGGAGUCCCACCUGAAGAAGAUCCACGGGGUGCAGCAGCAGUAUGCCUACAAGCAACGCCGGGACAAGCUCUACGUCUGUGAGGAUUGUGGCUACACGGGUCCCACCCAGGAGGACCUGUACCUGCAUGUGAACAGUGCCCACCCGGGCAGCGCCUUUCUCAAAAAGACAUCCAAAAAACUAGCGGCUCUUUUGCAAACCAAGCUGAUGUCCACGUGCCAGGGGAAUGCCAACCUGAGUGAGGAGGAGGAGAAGUGAGGGGGGCGGAGGCAGCCAGAGCCACCGCGUUUAUGGGGAUUUGGGGUUUUGAAGGUCCCCUGCCCCACUUGGGUUCAGUUCAUCCCUCUGCCCUUCUGGGGCCUGAGCAGGGGGAUCUGUUCUAAGGGUUGUUGAUGAUAAUAGUGGUGUCUGGCCCCCCCCCACCCCCCGUAACCCACAUCCUGUUGAACAGUCAAAAUUAACAAAAGUUUGUGGAUGGUCAUGAUCGCCAUGAGGAGGUUUUUUUUUUUCUUUCUUUCUUUUUCUCUCUUUCUUUUAGGAUUUUCACAUGUGGAGGCAGAGGUGUUCUUAGAGAGACUCAUUUUAUGGUGCCUUGAAAUAAAAGUACUUCCACUUACCAUGCUACUCAAGCAAGGAAAAUGAAUUUUAUUAUUCCGAAAGAGUUUACAGGAAUUAUUUUAAUAAAUGAAAUGUUCUUGUGGAA
Messenger RNA from Neomonachus schauinslandi (Hawaiian monk seal), 1270 nucleotides. RefSeq names its product ovo like zinc finger 2 (gene OVOL2). Gene Ontology annotation, molecular function: RNA polymerase II cis-regulatory region sequence-specific DNA binding; DNA-binding transcription factor activity, RNA polymerase II-specific. Lineage: Eukaryota; Metazoa; Chordata; Mammalia; Carnivora; Phocidae. Gene Ontology annotation, cellular component: nucleus. The coding region runs from base 1 to 825 and encodes 274 amino acids. Gene Ontology annotation, biological process: regulation of transcription by RNA polymerase II; epidermal cell differentiation. The transcript has 4 exons. The record is from RefSeq and is a predicted model, not a curated record.